Chelonia mydas (Green sea turtle) is the source of this 1462-nucleotide messenger RNA. It is a transcript of the gene INIP, whose product is annotated as INTS3 and NABP interacting protein. Lineage: Eukaryota; Metazoa; Chordata; Testudines; Cheloniidae. The transcript is spliced from 6 exons. Gene Ontology annotation, biological process: DNA repair. The coding region runs from base 193 to 567 and encodes 124 amino acids. Gene Ontology annotation, cellular component: nucleoplasm; nucleus; SOSS complex. The record is from RefSeq and is a predicted model, not a curated record.
CACCAAAGGCUGCCCGUCAAACCAAGCUUGCUUCCGCCCACGGGAGCGGUGACGUGUUUCAGUCUCGCCCGGGGAACAAAACGGAGCCGGCUGUGCAUGUCGCGCGUGCUGUGCGUCAUGAACGGGGUGUGUGAUUUGCGUUAAAUUGAGAGUUCUAACUAUAAUUGGGUAAUUACUCCUGAAAGUAGCAAGAUGGCAGCAAACCCUCCAGGUCAAGGUUUUCAGAAUAAAAAUAGGGUUGCAAUCUUGGCAGAACUAGACAAGGAGAAGAGAAAAUUACUUAUGCAAAACCAGUCUUCCACAAAUCAUCCUGGAGCCAGAGUUCUGCAGCCAUUCUGCCAAACAUCUGAUCUUCCCAUCAUGAAGAAUAUGGACCCAUGCAUUGCUCUUGCAAGAUCGUCCCUUAACAAGGAUUUCCGUGAUCACGCUGAGCAGCAGCACAUAGCAGCUCAGCAAAAAGCAGCAUUACAGCAUGCACAUGCACAUUCUUCAGGAUAUUUCAUAACCCAAGACUCUGCAUUUGGAAAUCUUAUUCUUCCUGUCUUGCCUCGACUAGAGUCGGAAUGAGGGCGGUUAUUUCCCAGAAUGAAGGAGAUGAUAUUUUGCCCAUUGUUGAAGCUGCCAUCUUUCACAACUACUUUACAUGAUUUGUGAAAACAGAUUAUGUGAGCUGUUUAAAAAACUGAGUUUUUUUUUUUUUAAAUAUUUGACUUAUUUUUACAAAGCCUGUUUCAUUCUGGACUCAUAUGCUUGUCUUCCAUGGUUGAGUCUGGCUUCACCUGAGAAGAGGUGCUUUGGAUUAUUAUGGAACCGACAGUAUUCUUCUUUAAUUUCUUUUGUCAACUCAGAGUAAGACUGUUUGCCUGACAUAUCGCACAUACAUUUUAUUUUUCCGAUUUCCUUUAGUCGGAAGGAAGGAUGCCACAUCCAGAAUUUAAUAGAUGCUUGUUCUAAUCUGCAUUUCUAAAGUAUCUGUCAUAGUAUCUAUGUACUGUACCUGGCCUUAAUGAAAGCAAAGUCAUCUUUGUCUAUCCUAAGACAGACAUGGAUUCAGUAGAUACAGUCACUUGCAUUCACACUGUGCAGGAACAUUAGUGCACCCUAAUGGUUUUUAUGUUUAGUCUUUGUAACAGUGUCCUGGUUUCCCAGGUAGUUUGAGACAAUGGCACACAGUAUCUCUAUCUGUUAUAGAAUAUAUAAAACUUAAGUAUUAACCUUGCCAACAAAUAAUCUUGUAUCCAAUUAUCCUCAUCUUUUCUAGUGACGUGGGAUAAAAAUUCCCAAAGCAUUUAAGUCCCAUGAAACUUAGGAUCAUAAGUUUUAGGCACUUUUGAAAAUGUUACCCAUAAGUUCAAAAUCUGCCCAAUUCAGUGUGUCACACUUUCAGGGUUUUAUUAUUAUUUCAGUGCCUUUUAAAGUGUUUGUACUGCUCAAUUAAAAGUUUUGAUUCUGUCUCUGUAAA